AUGGCCCCCUCGCUCUUCGUUGUUGUUGUCAAGACGCACGACGACCUUCGGAAACUCCAACUUCUUCUGGCUGUAUGCUUGGUUGGCCUCAUUCGUGAUGCUAGUUGGAAACGUGAUGCCCUCCAGCUAAUCCUCAAAACGUGUGAGAACCAAGAAACCACGGUGCAACAGUUAAACUGGAGGCUCGACGGUACCCACCCUCUUUACAGAUACCAGUCUGGCAUAGCAGAAAUCGCCUCCGACCGAUCCAGUAUUCUUUACAGGUCACUUCUAGCCACCAUGGACAAGUUUUGUCAGCAGCUUGGCCAACCAUCGCCUUUGUCCCGAUUGAACAGCGAUCCCACCUGCCUUUUCCUUGAUCUUCCUGGGAAUUGGCAAGAGUCGCACGAUAUGUGUGAUUUCCAACCCUAUGUCCUCAACCAAGAGAUGUUCCUUAGGUCUCAUUGUGGACCGCCAGAGAUCACCAGUAGCGUUCUCAACCUCAGCCUCGAGAAUUGGCCCAUCUCCUUGGUGUCGUUCUUCUUUAAUCUCUUUCCGAACCUGCUUUGUGUGACCAUCCAAGGAUGUCAGUGUCUGUUGAAGAACAUUCCGGUCAUUCGCUAUCUGUACCUGUUGCCCCCAACUAUCAAACACCUAGCCCUCAGGAAGGUGGCGUUUGAGGAACACGCAUUGGAGACCAUGUUGAGUCUGGGCACCACAUUGGAAUCGUUAUCACUGAUAGACGUAUUCAAGGGCUAUGUGCCCACGAACAUGGAUCGACGAGCAUGGCAAGAGCGAUGGGGUGUCGCAAAUAUCCUUCAGCCAGAGAUCUACUUGCCUGUACCAGCCUCCCUCCAACGUCUAGUGCUCCACUCCCCAAGAGCAGACGCUCUUCCAGGGGUUCAUCCUUCCAGCCAAGAGUGUCGUGACGAUAAGCAGGUUUUGCAAGAUUUCGCCUAUCUGGUUUCACAGCUAUUUGGGGUAGGACAAGCUGCUGAGGGUAUCCAACAUCUACUGGAACCCAGCGAGCUUUUUCCCCGCAGGUUAGGCAUGGGAUGUCUGACUGUACUGGACUUAGCGUUCGCUAUGUGCCAUUUCGAACUGCUCGGGGGUAUACUAGAGGUUGUGGCAGACACGUUGAGGACAUUGUCUUUUCGCUACUCGGGACAGGCAGCUAUGGCCGCUUGUCAGGGUUAUCCUGUUCAUGUCCUGUUAGGAAGCCUCCAGCAUCUCGAGCAUUUGACUUUGUUUUGUCCGGCUGAUGCCCUCUCACUGGCCCUGCUGUGCAUUCAAACAUGGGAUUGCCCAGAGAAGAUGUCGCCCUCAUCCAGCCUUAUGUUGGUUGGACAUCUACUCCCUGGUUUGGAGACUUCCCUGCUGGAGUACCUCAGCAUCUCGGCACUACAAUGUGCCUUACUCGGCUCUGUUAGUGCAGGUGAAAACCCAACUGAAUGCACUACUCCGUUCAAAGGACGAUUUUUACUUAGCUUGAGAGCGUUCUUUCCGUACAUCAUUUCUUCUGUCGAUCUGGAUCACACUAGUGUAGUCCUUGAUAGCUUGUACCAUUGUGAAGAUGUAGAGGCCAAGAUUUUGCCUUGCCUUGCUCAGGUCCUUCAUGACGCAGAUUUUUGA
This is a messenger RNA of Desarmillaria tabescens, 1611 nucleotides long. RefSeq lists its product as uncharacterized. Bases 1 to 1611 code for a protein of 536 amino acids. NCBI's taxonomy places the organism in Eukaryota, Fungi, Basidiomycota, Agaricomycetes, Agaricales, Physalacriaceae. The record is from RefSeq and is a predicted model, not a curated record. The transcript has 6 exons.